AUGUCUGUGGGUCCCACAGGUAAGUCACCUCCCCUCAUUUCUGUCUCACUGCCCACUAACAAUGUCAAGAGCAGGUUUGAAACCUGGUGGCCCACGGUGCAUGUCUCCACCUUGUUUUUGGCAGUUACUGACCAUCCAGCAGCACGACAACCCAUCACCGGUUCAUGUACAACACCCACACACCCCGUUCCCCACCCUCUACACCAACGGCACCCAACACCCAUCUGCAAACGGCACCCAUGCACCCUCCCACUCCCAUUUCCCAUUUCACCAACGACACCCAACACCCAUCUGUUGCCUGUUGUUUUGCACCUCAGAAACUUUCCAACCCCACUCAUUUUGCAACAACCACACACCUGCAGACCCUACACACCCAUGUACUGCACCCACACCCUCUUCCACUCCCCUUUCCCAUCCUUUUCACCAACGGUGCCCACUGCCUCGCCUACAGUGCUGUUCGCCUUUCUGCCCAAACAUCCCCCAGCAAGACUCAAUGCAUCCGCAUGCCCUGCCACAUACCCUUCCACUCCCCUUUCCCAUCCUUUUCACCAACAGCACCCACCACCUGUCGUUUCGUGCCCAACCAACACCUCAAACCCACUCAUUCUGCUAACAGCGCCCACAGCACCAUUCGCCUUUCUGCCCAAACAUCCCUCAGCAAGACUCAACACAUCGCAUCCAUGUGCUCUGCCACAUACUCUUCCACUCCCCUUUCGUGUCCUUUCCACCAACAGCACCCAGCGCCCAUCAUUUCGUGCUCAACAAACUCCCCAAACCCACUCAUUUCGCAAACCUCAAGUCCAGAGACAACCACAAUGGAUGACAGCCACAAUGGUGAGACAGGUGAAAUGUAUUCAUUGGUAA
Laccaria bicolor S238N-H82 is the source of this 864-nucleotide messenger RNA. RefSeq lists its product as uncharacterized. The record is from RefSeq and is a predicted model, not a curated record. The transcript is spliced from 3 exons. Lineage: Eukaryota; Fungi; Basidiomycota; Agaricomycetes; Agaricales; Hydnangiaceae. Bases 1 to 864 code for a protein of 287 amino acids.